Penicillium bovifimosum is the source of this 888-nucleotide messenger RNA. Its product is annotated as DnaJ domain protein. Gene Ontology annotation, molecular function: heat shock protein binding. The record is from RefSeq and is a predicted model, not a curated record. NCBI's taxonomy places the organism in Eukaryota, Fungi, Ascomycota, Eurotiomycetes, Eurotiales, Aspergillaceae. The transcript is spliced from 2 exons. Bases 1 to 888 code for a protein of 295 amino acids. Gene Ontology annotation, cellular component: nucleus; cytoplasm.
AUGGCGAAGAACGCGAAGCCUGAAAACCAUGCCUCGGACGAAGAAAUGCCCUCUGUCGAGGAAAACCUCUACAAGAUUCUAGGCGUUGCAUCCGAUGCGACACCAGAAGCCAUCAAAACCGCAUACAAAAAGAGCGCCCUGCGAAACCAUCCCGACAAGGUGAGCGAAGAUGCCCGCGCCGAAGCCAACGCAAAAUUCCAGCAGAUCGCGCUAGCAUACGGUGUUCUCUCCGACGCGCGCCGACGAAGUGUGUACGACCGCACCGGCAGCACGGACGAAGCCUUCGGCGAAGACGGCGACUUCAACUGGGCGGACUUCUACCACGAACAGCUCUCGGCGAUGCUGGACUCGCGUGCUAUCUCCGACUUCCAGAAGAAAUACCAAAACUCAGACGAGGAAAGGAAGGAUCUGCUCGCUGCGUAUGAGACGCACGAGGGUGAUAUGGAUGCCAUCUACGAUACCGUCAUGCUGUCUAAUGUGCUCGACGACGAUGAGCGAUUCCGCGGGAUAAUUGAUCAGGCUAUUGCUGAUGGGGAAGUUGAGGACUAUGAACGUUAUUCUAAGGAGUCGGAGAAGAAGAAACAGGCGCGUGUGAAGAAGGCGAAGAAGGAGGCGAGGGAGGCGGAGAAGUUGGGGAAGGAAAUUGAGGAUAAGAAGAAGAAGAAAGCCGGGGCUGGGUCGAAGGCUGCGGCGAAUGAGGAUGACCUGCUGGCUAUUAUCACUAAGCGUCAGCAGGAUCGUGGUGCUGGUUUCCUUGCUCGUUUGGAGGAGAAGUAUGCGCAGCCUGGUAAGAAGCGUGGUGCGGAUGAUGAGCCUCCGGAGGAAGCUUUUGCUGCUGUUGGGGCUCGGAAGGGGUCGAAGCCUAAGUCGAAGAGGGCUAAGGCCUAG